CUUGUCAUCCUGUACGAGUCCGCCUGGACGAACUGGCUCUGGUUCCAACACUUCGCUGUCGUACACUGUAAUGCCUGGAACUGGUUGCACAGUCGCACCGGACGCACCCUCCUUCGUACUGGACAUCAUGGUCGCUGUUACACAAGCUAGUAGCCUUACGUCAGCAAGGCAAAGACAAAAAAGGAAACUGACAGUCGACCGUUCCGCGUCGGGCCUGCACUCAGCGCGCAAGAAUGCUGCCUGGUCGACAACUAUUGCGGGUCCCGGUAUUAGCCAGAUUUACCAGGACUAACAGCACCCUUCAAGCACCUCAACCAGAGGUUACUGCCGAGUCCGCGAAGAAACGAUGGCCAUACAAGCCGCGUCGACCCAACAUCUCGCGCGACCGUCCUCGUGAAUGGCACAGACCACUCGCAUUCGGAGUACUGCCAGCCUAUGACGAAGCACUAAAAUACAUUAAAGCUGAUUCAGAGGCAUUAAAGACGCAGGAACAACACUUGCGGGCGGCUCUGGCGGAAACCAAAGCCAGUGCAGACCCAAACACGGAAGUUGUUCAGGAGAUGGAAAAGAAACUGGAAAUUCUGCAAAUCCAGAGUCAAGUGAACCUUCCCGAGGUUCGUUGGAAAGCUAAGAAUGGAAUGGCGGACAUGUCCAUAGCGGUCGACAGACAUAUCGUCGAGAAGCGCUGGAGGGAAGAGGGCCGACUCGACGAAUUGAUGGAACGCAUCCACCAGAUGUUUGUCGUUCCCGAUGUAGUGCCCUACCUUCGUCCUUCGUUAGACCUUCGUGUCACGUAUCCCCAAGCAAGGAAAACCUCGCAAGGUCAUCCCGGAAAGACAAAACAUAUGCUUGUGGAACCUGGCAUGUUCCUACUUCCUGAACAGACGGCCAAACCACCCAAGCUCUACACAAGCGUGUUCCACACGGACACGCGUUUGUAUACACUACUGAUGGUUGACCCAGACGUUCCGGAUGAAGCCAACAGCACGUUCCAGACAUACCUGCACUGGCUACAACCGAAUAUCCCCCUAUCGGCGACAUCAUCGUCAACUAUCGCCGAUCUGAAUGGCCACACCGAAUACAUUCCUCCUCAUCCCCAGAAGGGUACGCCUUACCACCGGUAUACCAUUCUUCUUCUUCCCCAAAAGGCACCGGUAUCCGUUCCCGUGUUACAAAAGGACCAACGUGAUGGAUUUUCGGUGAGAGACUUCAUCGAAAAAUACCAACUUGACCUUGCAGCUGGCGGAGGUGCCUUCAUGUGGAGAGAAGCAUGGGGUGAAGCAGUACCCAACAUCUUUAAAGAAUUUUUUGGUGAAUUCACAUUAAAGCUGGCAGGCGGUACGUAUCUAACAUGUUGCAUUGCAGGGUCAGAAGAGCCAAGAUAUGGGAGACCUCCGAAGCCAGACCUGUAUGCAGAGGCAAGGGCGAGGAACAAAUAUUUUAAGUAGUAGUGGCGCAACACUUUAUCCUACGAUCGCAAUCCCAUUUCAUGUCACACGAGUUGACCUUGCUUCCCCGGGAGUUCCUGGAGCAGCUGUCAGGGAAAAAGUGCCGCUGUACCGAGAUAGAUUUGCAGCUGUCUGUAACCUUCUUUCCGCCAAUAACUCGGUG
Molecule: messenger RNA, 1611 nt
Organism: Pisolithus orientalis
Lineage: Eukaryota; Fungi; Basidiomycota; Agaricomycetes; Boletales; Pisolithaceae
Product: phosphatidylethanolamine-binding protein
Exons: 6
Coding region: 234-1448 (404 amino acids)
Source: RefSeq, a predicted model, not a curated record